Messenger RNA from Choloepus didactylus (southern two-toed sloth), 415 nucleotides. Its product is annotated as small nuclear ribonucleoprotein Sm D2-like. The coding region runs from base 12 to 368 and encodes 118 amino acids. The transcript has a single exon. NCBI's taxonomy places the organism in Eukaryota, Metazoa, Chordata, Mammalia, Pilosa, Megalonychidae. Gene Ontology annotation, molecular function: RNA binding. Gene Ontology annotation, biological process: spliceosomal snRNP assembly; RNA splicing. The record is from RefSeq and is a predicted model, not a curated record. Gene Ontology annotation, cellular component: U2 snRNP; precatalytic spliceosome; catalytic step 2 spliceosome.
CACCUACCGCCAUGAGCCUCCUCAACAAGCCCAAGAGUGAGAUGACCCCGGAGGAGCUGCAGAAGCGAGAGGAGGAGGAGUUUAAUACAGGUCCCCUCUCUGUGCUCACGCAGUCGGUCAAGAACAGCACUCAAGUGCUCAUCAACUGCCGCAACAACAAGAAGCUCCUGGGCCGCGUGAAGGCCUUUGACAGGCACUGCAACAUGGUGCUGGAGAACGUGAAGGAGAUGUGGACCGAGGUUCCCAAGAGCGGCAAGGGCAAGAAGAAGUCCAAGCCGGUCAACAAGGACCGCUACAUCUCCAAGAUGUUCCUGCGCGGGGACUCGGUCAUCGUGGUCCUGCGGAACCCACUCAUCGCUGGCAAGUAGGGGCCGCCCCUCACCGCCAGAGCCGCCCACUCCUGUCCUGCCAAGAC